Brassica napus (rape) is the source of this 1232-nucleotide messenger RNA. Its product is annotated as pantoate--beta-alanine ligase-like. Bases 237 to 662 code for a protein of 141 amino acids. The transcript has a single exon. NCBI's taxonomy places the organism in Eukaryota, Viridiplantae, Streptophyta, Magnoliopsida, Brassicales, Brassicaceae. The record is from RefSeq and is a predicted model, not a curated record.
GUUGCGUCAUGGCUGACGUCAGUGUGACGUGUUAGGUUCUGACCGAGUAAGUUCGAUUUGGUUCGGUUUAAAUCAAUUUUAGCUUGGUUAAGUUUGGUUUGAGAAUUUUUUUCUGUAAUCUGCGCGGGAACAGCGACAAACACAUUACAGACAUCAUACCCUGUCGGAAUUUCCUCAAAUCUUGUCGGAAAUUCAUCAAAUCCGUCACUUUAGAAGUCGAUCAAGAUUCUCCGAUAAUGGGACACAGAGAACCAGAGGUUAUAAGAGACAAAGAAACGAUGAGAAGAUGGUCAAAAGGCGUGAGAUCGCAAGAGAAGACGAUUGGUUUGGUCCGUCCAUCCUUUCACCGGCGAUCUCACCAAGCUCGAGCUCUUCCCUCCUAUGUUUCCGAUGUCAUUGUCGUAUUCAAUCCAAGAAACCUCUAUAAUUAUGACGGCGGGAGGAAAAAUACAAACGGCGGUGGCGGCGGCGGCGAUGGGAAGAAGACAAACGGCAGUGGAGGCAGCGGAGGGAAGAAGACAAACGGCAGCGGUGGCGGCGGUGGGAAGGUGGUGAGCUGUGUGGAGGAGAGUGGGUUAGCGCAUGAGACGUGUGUUUGUGUGGGAAGAGCAGGCCUGUCUUCUUUGGAGGUGUUGCUACCAGACGUUGCUGUGUUUAGGUAAGGAAUGGCGGCUUAUCCAGAGAAUGGUGAGAAUCUUAAAAAGAUUUAGAGUAGUUAGAUUGAUGUCUCUCUCAUUUUGCGUCCUUUAUGUCAUUGUAGGAUCAGAUAUAGCUAGAGAAAAAGAUGGACUUACGAUGAGCUCUAGGAAUGUUCAUCUUUCAGGUAAAAAGAGGCAAAGGGUACAGUUAGCACUUGGAAACUCUUGAAGGAGUAAAAGAGAUAAAGAAUGGAGUAGUGGUUUGUGUUGCUGCCUGAUUUGGAACAGUUAGGCUCAUAGACAACAUGGAGAUCAAUGUUGCUGUCUAGACCUUAACUGUCCGCAUCAAAUUUCAUCUCUAGUCCAUUCACAAAAAACUUGGGAAUGAAUUUGAAUAAAAAAUGUGCAUCAGAUGGCAAACAGAGAAGAAGGAUGAGAAUGGGUGUAAACUAUAUCAGCUUUGCCAUGUUUGUUUGAAAUAAACAGGUUGGUAGCACUAACGAUAUAUUGCCAAACUCCAAUGUAAUCUCAUUCAUCUGUUUUGAUUUUAGACCCAACUUUGUUGUUCUCUAAGAAUAAACUAUACUUUACAGA